AUGGUCAAGGCAGUUGUUGCUGGAGCCGCUGGUGGCAUUGGCCAGCCCCUCUCUCUUCUUCUCAAGCUUUCCCCUCUUGUUGAUGAGCUCGCUCUUUACGAUGUUGUCAACACACCCGGUGUCGCAGCAGAUCUGUCGCACAUCUCAUCCACAGCCAAAGUUACUGGCUACCUUCCCAAGGACGAUGGCGGAAAGGCCGCCUUCAAGGAUGCUGACAUUAUCGUCAUUCCUGCCGGUAUUCCCAGAAAGCCUGGCAUGACCCGUGACGAUCUCUUCAACAUCAACGCCGGCAUUGUCAAGGGUCUCAUCGAGAUUGCCGCCGAGGUCGCCCCCAAGGCCUUCAUCCUGGUCAUCUCCAACCCCGUCAACUCGACCGUCCCCAUUGCCGCCGAGGUCCUGAAGGCCAAGGGUGUCUUCGACCCCAAGAAGCUCUUCGGUGUCACUACUCUCGAUAUUGUCCGUGCUGAGACUUUCGUUGCAGAGAUUGGUGGCCAGAAGGCCGGCCAUGAGCUCACCGUCCCCGUCGUCGGAGGACACUCUGGCAAGACCAUUGUUCCUCUCUUCAGCAAGGUCCAGCCUAGCGUUUCGAUCCCUGCUGACAAGCUUGAUGCCCUUGUCAACCGCGUUCAGUUUGGUGGUGAUGAGGUCGUCAAGGCUAAGGACGGUGCCGGUUCGGCAACUCUCUCCAUGGCCUACGCUGGCUUCCGCUUCGCCGAGAAGGUUCUGAAGGCUGCCAAGGGUGAGAAGGGUCUCAUUGAGCCCAGCUACGUCUACCUGCCUGGUGUGCCCGGGGGCAAGGAGGUUGCUGAGAAGUACGGAGUCGACUUCUUCUCUCUUCCUGUCGAGCUCGGCCCCAACGGUGUUGAGAAGGUCGUCAAUAUCCUUGCCGAUGCCAACGAGGCCGAGCAGAAGCUUCUGGCAGAGGCCGUUUCGGACUUGAAGGGCAACAUCGAGAAGGGUGUCCACUUUGCCCACAACCCUCCUCAGAAGUAA
Molecule: messenger RNA, 993 nt
Organism: Truncatella angustata
Lineage: Eukaryota; Fungi; Ascomycota; Sordariomycetes; Amphisphaeriales; Sporocadaceae
Product: malate dehydrogenase
Exons: 7
Coding region: 1-993 (330 amino acids)
Biological process (GO): tricarboxylic acid cycle; malate metabolic process
Cellular component (GO): cytoplasm
Molecular function (GO): L-malate dehydrogenase (NAD+) activity
Source: RefSeq, a predicted model, not a curated record